Messenger RNA from Linum trigynum, 3729 nucleotides. The record is from the annotation of a GenBank genome assembly. Lineage: Eukaryota; Viridiplantae; Streptophyta; Magnoliopsida; Malpighiales; Linaceae.
CCCAUUUUAUUUACCCUUUUCCCAAUAGAACACCAAAUCCAGUGAUUCCAUUUAUUAAUCAACCUAAGAAAGGCGAUUUGGCCUUUGGAAAAAAGAGGAUUCAUUCCAUUGGAGGAGGAGGUUUAAUUUACAUCCAUAAAUACAACAAACCAACUGGAUAAUAGUGUCACGUAUUUAUUCAUUUAUUUUCUUAUUUUGGAUGAAUCUAAUUUUCUUUUUUAUGUUUGGCAAGAAUGGAUGCUGCCGCCAGCAUCCCAGUUGAUAAUUGUUUUUUUUUAUAUAUUUAUCGUUUCGAAAAUUAAAGAGGAAAAAUAAGAUAAUUCUUAAUAUCGAGAAAACGUAAAUCACACUAUGCAACUUGUAUUAGGAUUAUUAAUUAUUGUUUCCCUGUACAACUCUAGCUGGAUUUACGUUGCACAAAGUAAAUUUUAUAUUUAAAUUUCCAGCCAUUUUUACAUUUAAUUCAAUUGGAGAAAAAAAACCCGUUGACCUACAAAAUUCCAAUUAAGCAAGUCAGAGAACAGAAAUUCCCCAUAUCUCUAUUUAUUUUUAUUUUUUCAUGAUCAAUUAUUAUUGAUUAGGCAACGGUGGUCGGAUAUAAAAUAAGCGGAAAAAAAAACAGAGAGGCCGGUCGGAGACGGACUCGGCGCCGCUUCCGGUGCCGGAGAACAAAAAACGCGGCCCCGCGGGCCAUCCGUGUAGGUCCCACCAAUUUCGAGAUCCCACCAUUUUUGUCGCCACCGCAUUCCGCAGCCAGCCUGCUCCAAUCACGCGCCGUCGCUCUUUUUUUUUCCCAGUAAAAGAAAAAACUAAUUAUAAUUAAUUUAAUAAUUAUAACAGUUGUUACCUCCGAGCAGAAUUGCAAGCUAGCUGGUGUUUGCCGCUUUCAUCAUCUUCUUCCCUUUUUCCUCUCUUCUCAUCUCUCCCAUCCCCACAUGCGAAGCUGAAAAGCAGACUGCAAAAAAUAUCAGAGAAAAAGCGCCAUUCCCAUUCCUCCACCAUCACAGAACUCACUUGCCCAACAACAACAACAACAUUCCCACAAAUAAAGUCUCUCCCUUUUCUCUUCUUUGCUAAUCGGCUAACCAGGGAAGAAGAAGAAGGAGGAGAAUCCCGCCGGGCGCGAUGUCAGCUCCGGCGCCAACCUCGCCUCCGUCCACCAACUCCACCGCUCCACCUCCCGCCACACCCUCCGCGCCGCCUCCGGCGACCCCCUCCGCGCCACCUCCUUCCCCUCCCGCCGCCGCCCCUCCGCCGGCCACUCCCUCCGCUCCUCCGCCGGCCACUCCUUCCGCUCCUCCCCCGGCGGCGCCCGCCACUCCUACAGCUCCGGCGCCUGCUUCCCCUUCUCCGCCGACGACUCCUUCACCUUCCCCGCCUUCGCCUCCUUCCACCACUCCUUCGCCGCCUUCUUCCACCACUCCGCCGUCGACCCCCACACCUGUCACCCCUUCCACGCCGACCCCAAUCACGCCGUCUACCCCCGGGAGCCGCACGCCUCCGUCAUCCCGCUCCCCGCCGUCGUCUUCUUCCGGCGGCUCGCCGCCGAACUCUUCCUCCCCUCCCUCCAACUCGUCAUCGAUAUCGACCGGGACGGUGGUCGGGAUUGCAAUUGGAGGAGUGGCGAUUCUGUUGAUACUGAGCUUGUUCUGUAUUUGUAGAAAGAGGAGGAGAAGAGGCGACAAUGAAGCCGCUUACUACGCUCCUCCGCCGCCGCCUUCUUCUGGCCCUAAAGUUGACCCAUACGGCGGCCAGCCGCAACAGCAUUGGCAGCAGGUAGCUCCCCCGCCGCCGGAUCGAGUGGUGGGAUCAAUGGGAAAACCGCCACCUCCGCCACCAGCUCCGGCGAGACAGCCACCUCAGCAGCCGGCUUACCUGAGCAGCAGCGGGGCGUCCAAUUACUCCGGCACCGAAACCCCGCUCCCGCCGCCUUCUCCUGGACUGUCAUUGGGCUUCUCGAAGAGCAUGUUUACAUAUGAAGAGCUAGCGAGAGCUACAGAUGGGUUCUCGGAUGCCAACCUGCUGGGGCAAGGUGGGUUUGGAUAUGUUCAUAGAGGAGUUCUUCCAAAUGGUAAAGAAGUAGCCAUCAAGCAGCUGAAGGUAGGGAGUGGUCAAGGGGAGAGGGAGUUUCAGGCUGAGGUGGAGAUCAUCAGCCGAGUUCAUCAUAAGCAUCUGGUUUCCUUGGUUGGUUACUGCAUUACUGGAGCUCAGAGAUUGCUGGUUUAUGAGUUUGUGCAGAAUGAUACAUUGGAGUUCCAUUUACAUGGGAAAGGGCGACCUACGAUGGAAUGGCCGACUAGGUUGAAGAUCGCUUUGGGGUCUGCUAAAGGGCUGGCCUAUCUUCAUGAAGAUUGUCAUCCUAAGAUCAUUCAUCGUGACAUUAAGGCAGCCAACAUACUCUUGGAUUUCAAGUUUGAGGCUAAGGUUGCUGAUUUCGGAUUAGCGAAGUUUACGUCUGAUGCUAACACUCAUGUCUCCACCAGGGUGAUGGGAACUUUUGGAUACUUGGCUCCAGAGUAUGCUGCAAGUGGAAAGCUCUCCGACAAAUCCGAUGUGUUCUCCUUCGGAGUAAUGCUUCUAGAGCUGAUCACAGGGCGCCGCCCUGUUGACACGACUCACACUUACAUGGACGACAGUCUGGUGGACUGGGCUCGGCCCUUGCUUUCACGAGCUCUGGAGGAUGGAAACUACGACUCCUUGGUCGACCAAAAACUCGUAGACUACGACCACAACGAGAUGUCUCGCAUGGUCGCCUGUGCUGCCGCUUGUGUUCGCCACUCUGCUAGGCGUCGCCCACGCAUGAGCCAGGUAGUGCGGGCCCUAGAAGGAGAUGUAUCGCUAGCAGACCUCAACGAAGGGAUCAAACCAGGGCACAGCCUAAUGUACUCGUACGAAAGCUCGGAUUAUGACACGAGCCAGUACAACGAGGACAUGAAGAAGUUCAGGAAGAUGGCACUCGGCAGCAAAGAGUAUGGAGCGAGCGACGAGUACAGCGGCCCUCCCACGAGCGAUUACGGGCUGUACCCUUCUGGAUCGAGCAGCGAAGGGCAGACGACGAGGGAAAUGGAGAUGGGGAAGGUGAAGAGAAACAGCCAAGGUUUCAGUGGAAGCUCUUGAGUUGAGCCUUCUCACCAUCUCUCUCUGUAAAGCCAAUCCCUUCUUUCCCCUCCACUACUCUAUUUUCUCGAAUGGAAUUUUUAAUUUCGGUUUUGAAUUGGAUCAUUGGAUGUCACAUUGAUUUCCCAGAACGGUAUGUGUGUUCUUGGUGUGAUCAACCAACACAUGAGCAAAAAGUUUUUUUUUCUUCUACUUCUUCCCUUCCUGAUCAGGUUUUUUUCCCCUUUCUCUUUGAUUUUCUACCAAUGUAUUUAUUAGUAGCGAGUAAAUACUGGAAAGACAGGCUAAAUUGACAGUAUAGUAGAAGCUUUAUUUUGAUUCUUUGAUUCAUUUGCUGCUUAUUUGAAUGGAAUGUGAAUACAUGCUGCAAUGUGUAUUCGUUUUGUGUCCUUGAAGAUGCUUCUGUAGUUUCAAUUCAGCGACUAAGCCGGUAAUGACUCGUGCACAGUUCGACGAUAACAAGUUUAUCACUGUAAUUUGAACCGUUAGUCUUACCGAGUAGAUCUGUUGUAAGUUUUCGUACUAUACCCCGUUUUUGGUGUAAGGAGCACAUUCUAUUGAUGUGUGUGAGCAGGACAUGGCAACCAUUGAGAAUGAAUGCAGUGCAAGGGA